Stylophora pistillata is the source of this 5857-nucleotide messenger RNA. RefSeq lists its product as uncharacterized. Lineage: Eukaryota; Metazoa; Cnidaria; Anthozoa; Scleractinia; Pocilloporidae. The record is from RefSeq and is a predicted model, not a curated record.
AGAGAAAUGGCGCCACAAAAAGGUUAUUACUUUUUGUGUCGUUCUUCAUAUGUGUUACACCUAAUCGAUGUUUGCAGACUCUAACAAUUCUGGCUACGGUACCACGAAUUUCAGUUAUUAUCGUUAAAUCUGUUUUUAAUGUGUCACAUGAAUCCGGUCAUGUGAGUCAGUUAUUGUGCAAGUAGACUCGUGCAAGAGGACCUCGUUCGACCGAUCGAUGCGCGCUGUCGGUUGAGUCGGCAACGAAAUGUUUCACACCACUUUGUGCUCGGAAGGCUGUGCUGUGGCACAUCACGAUGUGAUCAUUGCGAUUCAAAGUCUUGCUCCGCGCAUAAACUCGUCGCAGAAUGCAACGAUAUUCAGUCCAACUCGAACCACCCGUGGUAAUAACAAAGAAGAUUUCAAGAAGCAGGUCGAAAUAUUAGUUUCCAGCGGCUGGAAGAAGAACAGGGACGUCCCAGAUGAUGGGAAAGAGUUGCAGUUGCCACUGCUUCACUUGGUGAGCAUGUUUGGAAAGUACGAGGCGGUUGAAUGGUUGUUAAACGAAGAAGACUUCGACGCAACGCUCAGAACCUCAACAACAAAUGAAACUGCGCUGCAUUUGGUUGCUCGUCAUCUUUUCAAGGCACUGUCGGCUCGUGAAUCAAGGCUGGAGAACAUGAGUGCCACUGCUAAAGCGGCCAAUUUUGAGAAAGUAGCUGUGCUACUUGUCAGGAAAGAGGUGAGCCUUUUCUGGGCAAAAGGUGGCUUGAAUAGGGAGACAGCUCUUCAUAUUCUUGCAAAUCAGCUGAUUAAAGCUACUUUCCUGGAUGUUGACUUAAAAGAAGAAGAUCGGGGCUUGGUAUUCUACUCAAAGAGUAUUACUGCCAUGUUUAAACUUCUACUUGCAGCAAAAGGCUUAACUACAAAGGAUAUUGUGAAAGCACUUGGCAUUAGAAAUGGUGAGGGCAGUAGCUCUUUACACAUAAUAGCCAGGGCAGGAAUACAUGGCUACAAACUGCUUAAAUACCUGGCAAAGUCUCUGGGGUCCACUGAUGUCAUGAAAGUCAUGGAUAGUAAACAUCUGACAGUGCUAGACAUUGUGAAUGAAUUUUAUCCUGGUCAUGAUAAGGAAUUGCAUGCUCUUUCCGAAGGGAAAAGAAACACUAUGGCCUUAGUUAGUACAACCCUAGCUGCAGAUGACAGAACACCUCCAGCAACUGCACCAAGGCAAAUUGUAUACAACAAAGAAGCAGUGGAGCUGGUUGAUUUCCUUCACACUCAUAGCAAAGAAGCUUUGAAGCUGUGCCAUGAACCAGUGCCAUUAAACUGUGACUCAGCACAACAGGACAAGCGAUGUGCAAUACAUACAAAAUACUUUCCAGGCACAUGUUCUCAAGAAUGCUUUGAUACAAUGGCAGCAGUUGCUACCAUUAUCAACACCCACACUCCUCUUUGUCCAGCAGAAUGCGAUCUUCAGCAUCACUUGCUUACAUGUGCUGUCUUCCACCCCUCGGUGGUAUUCCGCACAGUCCUCAAUGCCAGCAUUCCUCUGACAUUCAAGUUGUGUUUACAGUCUUGCUUUAAUGCAGGCUGGAAACAAGACAUGGAUGUUCCAGAUCCCCUAGAGAGUCUACGUCUUCCAUUACUUCACCUGAUUUGCAUGCGAGGAAACUUUUCAGCUGCAGAGAAACUUGCUCAAGAAAUGGAGCUUAGACCUGUAGUCUCUUCAGGGAGAAAUGAAACUCCUCUUCAUGUUGCUGCAAGGUAUUUCCCAAUAACUUAUCCUGACAAAAUUAUUGCAGAUGACACAUUCAAGUCAGUCAUGAACUUUCUUGUCAAGCAGGACAAAGGAAUCAUUUUCAAAGUCAAUGCUCAGAAUGAGUCAGUGCUUCAUGUUAUUUGCCAUAGCAUAAUUUCAGCUUUCAAAGUCCUCACAAGGCCAAGUGAAAAUUCUUACCACCCCAGCUUGCAGCUCAAACAAAAGAACUGCUACAUGAAAGGAUUUAAACUUGUUCUUGACAUGCUCUUAGAUCUUCAGUCAGAGGACAAGGUUUGUAAAGGACUAAUUUGCAAAUUACUGGCUGUUAGGAAUGAUGCCAAUAACACAUUCAUUGAUGUUCUUCGUAAAGGCUCAUCGAAUGAAAUUGUAGGCAGCCUUGUGUUGCAUGUGAAGGAGGAAUUCCCAUUUUGUUUUGCUGAUGGAAAUUUUGAUGUAGUCAUCACAGAAUGCCCAUUGUCAUGUCCAUGCAAUAGAAAAGCUGUCUUUACAAGGAACCUUGGCAGUCAAGUGAAGACUUCUCAGUUAGAAGGCGGAAAUUCAAGCACAGGUCAAGAACCAGUGUCGUCUUCACAAAUUCCAUCACCAAAUGUAGACCACAAGGCUACCAACCAGCCUCAGCCAGCUGCUUCAACCCAAACAGCACCAGCUACUAACAGUCAAUCUUGCCAUGUUAUUCAACCCCCUCGGGCCUCUGGUCAACCAGUGCAAGUUGGUCGCAUUCUGCCUGCGCAAGUUACUCGCAAUCAACCUGCACAAGUCACCUACAAUGAACCUGUUCAAUAUUCUCCCACCCAACCGCCCCAAAUGCAAGAUGUUCAAGCAGCUGCAUCAUCAAGAAAGCCCCAGGCACAGGUGCAAAGCAUGCAAGUGCUUAGACAAGCUACAGCAAGCAGUUCCUCGCAGCAGACUUUCCCUGUGGCAAAACCCACUCACCAUAUUCCUGUGGUCAUCAUAAAACAGGAACCAGGCAGUGAAGAACACAACGCUGAGUGUUGUUAUACCAGUAGUAGCCACUGUGGAGCUUACCCAUCAAGACAGAAUGCUGUAAUAAUUACAUCAGACACCCCUGAUGUUUCUACUGCAGUUCAGAAUCCUUUAACAGCACAGACAGCCCAAGGUGGGGCUCAGCAAGGAAACCCACCUUUGUGUUGUUCUUCACCUCUGAAAUCAUCUCGGCAAAUAAACCAGGCAGUAACAAAUGGAACAGCAGCUCUUGAUUCUUCGUUAAAUGUCAGUACCCAAACAGCAGCUGUGCCACAUCGACGAGGACGCGGUCGACCUUACCAAGCUGUAGAAAGCAGUACAGGUACAGCUGUGAGUCAAACAGCAACAAAGACAUUGCCACAGUCUGAACAGCAGAAGAUUACCUUAAAAGUUAAAGACAAAAUUGUAGCAGAAUCACUGGAUAGUUUAUCUGACACAGACUACAAGUUAGAUUUAUUUCACACACCAUUUUGUGAUGAAAAUUGCUGUAUUUCCCAUCACCACCUCAUCUUGACAUUGUUGAGCACAUCAAAUAGAAUGUGCGCCAAUAGACGACCAGACAGUUUUUUGGCACUUUUGGAAAAUACUAAAGUCAACUUCCUCAAAUGUGUGAAGAAGAAUCUCACACAGGGUCUUUGCAAGGAUGAUGAUCUCCAUGAUGAUUUGGAUAUUUUCCAGUACCCACUGAUUCAUGUAGCAGCACUGCUAUUAAAGUACACUCCUGUAGACAUGCUGAAUUUUCUUGGAUUUAAACUGAACUCCUGUUCCCAGAAAACUGGCGAGUUUCCUCUGCAUGCAACUCUUCGUUACUGCUAUGAAGCUGGUAUGAAAGUUUACAGGUCACCUGGGUACUUUGAGAGGCUCUUUCCUAAAGUGUUUGAAAGUCUUUCAAAGGAUAUCAGUUUGUUUAAGCUACUGUCACAGCAAGAUACGUAUGGAGAUACACCUCUACAUGUUGCAGCCAAGAAGAUUAUUGAAAGACCAGGUCCCACCACAACAUCAACACAUGUAAUAGUGUCACCAACUCCUGAUUCAACUCAAGAAUGUCACUCUUGCAGUUCCCAAACUCAACCAGCUACUCGGGUGUCUUUAGGCUGCAAUCCACAAGCACGGAUUACAACACUCCAUCAACAUAGAGCUAAUUUUUACACAAGUUGUUUGGUUUAUAUUUUCUCAAAGCUCCGUGAAGUGGCCACAAAGAGUGAUGAAGUCAUCCUCAGUGUAGUGAAACCUGUACUCACAGUUAGAAACAAGGAAGGAGAAACAUUUUUGCAAAUCAUGUGCAAAGAGCAUCACAUUGCUGUUAAUGGUAUAAUUUCAUUACUUGCCAAUUUUCCCCUUCCUAUGUUUUAUAACUGCAUUAAACAGUGUGUUCCAAGAGACUGUUGGCCUGACAUUGUUAAGAACCAGCACCUCUAUGAAGAGCAAGAGAUCGACAGUGGGCACAAUCAGAAUGAACCCGUGUCCUCUCCCCUGGAAGUGUCCAUGCCACCAGAGAAAGAAAGAGGUGCACAACCUUCAAAACCAGAGUCACCAAAGCCAUCUUCAGAUGUUAGUUUGUCAGAAACAACUGUUACUGUCUCCCCUACAGCAGAGGUGACCAUAGCUGAAGAGUCCAUAUCUGUUCCCUCUCCAGCCACACCCCAGCACAGCAGUGCGAGUGCAAUAUCACCAACUUUGGUUUCUUGUAUUGGCAACUUUGACUCAGUUCUUACACCACUGGUGGCAAACCCUGUACACACCACACUGAGACCAACAACCAAACGGAAGAUCAUUGAAGUAUUAAAGGAAGAGUACACGGAGAGAUUAGCAUUGGCUGUGAAGGGGAGGUGUGAAGUCGAGGAGGACAUCUCUAAGCACAAGUCAAAGACAAAGGAACUCACAGAGUCUAUUGCCAAGAAAAAGGCUGAAUUGGAAAAGUUGGAAAAAGAAGUACAGGAGAUGCAAAAAGAAAUGUGGCACAAGAAUCAAGCCAUUCAAGCUCUGGAGAACAGCCUUGAGCAGUUUUCAAAAGAAGAGGCUGAACUAGAAAAGAAUCUCCAUGUCCUUCAAGAGGCAGAUCUUGAGCCACCAGCCAAGAUGAGAAGAAUUGAGGAAAGUAGCUGUUCUGAAUAGAAGAAUGAAUGGAAAAGAAAAUGGAAAAACUUUAAAUAAAGAUAGUCUUACAGUUAUUCUUAUGUCAAAUAACUUCACAUCAGUAGGCCUUGUGCCUCACAGUCAAUUUUCUCAAAAAGAAAGCAUCAAUUCUGCUGCAAUUUAUGCUUGGUUUGGAAUUAAAAGAUCUUGAUCUCCAUGUUUCUGUUAAAAGUACAACUCUUACAAGAUCUCUUCACCAGCCGGAUGCUCCCCAAUAUAUUGAUAGGAUUAUUUUUAAAAGCUUGUGGAGGGAUAAGAUAUUGUGUAUGUGUUUCACAUGCCCCCUUGAUUUCAUGCUUGGCAAAUCAGUGGUGAGGUUAGAUUUGAAAUAAAAUGGGUUAUGACACCGGCCAUAGGACCUUGACAGUUAUAUUCUAUGGGAUACUGAGCAAACUAAUUUAAAAUUUAAUUCUGUGACAUGCAAACCAGCUGUUAGUCUAGGUCAGAUAUUACAUUAUUGUUGGUAAUAUGAGAUUUUUCAUAUUUUAAAAAAUCCAGAAAGCUUAUUUAGGAUUUAGUCUGGAUGAUGAUAGUAGUAAUUUUUAAUCCAAUUGAUGACUUUAUUUUUAGUGUUGUUUUGAGCCUUGCCCUUUAAAGACCCUGAUGGAAUUUUGACAUGUUCUACAUUUUAUGGAUAAAUUCCUCUUUGUAUAGCUUUAAACAAAAGAUUCUGUGAAAAUGCCUAAGCAUUGACAAAAGUUAGGACUUCACACAUUUCUUCAUCUGGUGGGUGAUACUUUGACAUAUGGAAUAGUAAGGUGUGAAGAACCAGUUUCUAGUUUGGCUGGAAUCCUAAGGUGUCAAGAAACAAUUGUUAUGCUGGUAAACUGUUUCUCAGUUAACUGCUAACAUUUGGUUCAAGUAUUAGUCAACAUUCAUGCUAUGUGUUUUUCAGUGUAUGUUCCCAGAGGUUUGAAAAUGGAAAAGUAAAUUGUUAUCUAGGAGGAUUGUAAAAUACAUUUUAGAUGAUGACAA